This is a messenger RNA of Lacerta agilis (Sand lizard), 4385 nucleotides long. It is a transcript of the gene CNTN5, whose product is annotated as contactin 5. The record is from RefSeq and is a predicted model, not a curated record. The coding region runs from base 759 to 4064 and encodes 1101 amino acids. Gene Ontology annotation, molecular function: cell-cell adhesion mediator activity. Gene Ontology annotation, biological process: cell-cell adhesion; brain development. Lineage: Eukaryota; Metazoa; Chordata; Lepidosauria; Squamata; Lacertidae. The transcript is spliced from 25 exons.
AGGAAGGCAAGAGGCGCGCACAGCCACUCAGAGGCGGCGAGCGAGAAGGACCCGGCAAGGCAUUGGCGGAGAAAUCGCAGUCGGGAGAGCAUCACCAACCAGAGGUGGUCUUUCCACCUAUUUCCCAAUAUCAUCCAAAUCUGAAAAAAGGCGAGGAAAGAGCACUGGAGAGGCGGCGAGGAGAAAGAGAGAGGAAGCGAGCGAACGGGAGAGCAACGCUGCCAGGCUAUCUAGAUCGCCGAGCCUUCAAAGUGCUGGGGAAACCUCUCGGCUUGGAGAAGGGAUGCUAUGAUUUUUAUUUUUAUUUAUUUUUACCUGGGUUUCGCAGCCGUGAAAUCUCCAGAUCUGACCCUCGUCUCUCUCUCGUUUUCUCUUUUUGAGGGGGGAGGAAAUGAAAGAAUAAAGAUCUUUCAAAGAAACUCCUGGCACCAAAGACCUUAAGGGACUGAGAAGACCAGCUCUGGCCAAAGGAGGCUGGAAAUCCCCAAACUGAAGAGCAGGCAAAAGGAGAGAGGCAGAAGAGGCAGUGUGAGAACUGGGCAGAUUAUCUGAAAGGAUUCUGUUUUUGACUGAACACGCUGCUCGCUCCUUCUUCAUCCAUUUGCACCCAUUAAGGACUAUUUUGCUGUGACUGUGUCCAUCUCAAAAGGCACUUCUACACAUAUUGGAAGCCAACUAGUAGGUUGCGUUUUAAUGAAGGAACCUCCGAGCUGCUAACAAUCACACAAACGGGAGGCGGAAGACCUUCGAGACGAGCGAUGCCGUCGUCAUGGAAACUCACACUGCUUCUGUCACUCACCAGCUGUCUUACAGGAUACUCCAAAGCUGUUCCAGGAAUCCCUACUUCAUAUGCUGCUAUCUUAAGGCUCAAGUCUGCCAGCUCGUCAUACUCCUCAGCGGCCAUUAACUCAAAGGGCAGGCAACGAUCAAGCAGCCCCGCUUUGGGAAGCAUCUCUUCGCCAAGCUGGGAAGGGGCACCACAGCAUUAUCACUCGCCGACAAAUCUCUAUCACUUUGCAGAGGCCUUCAAGCAUGAUGAGAGUGUCGAUUAUGGGCCGGUGUUUAUACAAGAGCCUGACAAUGUAAUUUUCCCCAUGGAUUCAGAUGAGAAGAAAGUAUCCCUCACCUGUCAAGCACGAGGGAACCCAGCACCAACCUACAGAUGGCUCCGGAAUGGAACGGAGAUAGACACCGAAAGUGAUUACCGGUACAGCGUGAUAGAAGGGAGCAUUAUCAUCAAUAACCCCAGCGAAACAAAAGAUUCUGGGCAGUAUCAGUGCUUUACCACCAACAUGUUUGGCAGCAUAUUGAGCAGAGAAGCUACACUUCAGUUUGCAUAUCUGGGGAAUUUCAGUGGUCGGACGAGAAGUGCUGUGUCAGUGCGGGAAGGUCAAGGCGUCGUUCUGAUGUGCUCCCCACCGCUCCAUUCACCAGAGAUCAUCUACAGCUGGGUAUUUAAUGAAUUCCCCUCCUUUGUGGCAGAAGACAGCCGGCGCUUUAUCUCCCAGGAAACGGGCAAUCUCUACAUUUCCAAAGUACAGCCCUCUGAUGUAGGCAGCUAUAUCUGCCUGGUGAAGAACACAGUGACCAAUGCCAGAGUGCUUAGCCCACCCACACCGCUAACACUUCGAACUGACGGUGUGAUGGGGGAAUAUGAGCCGAAAAUUGAAGUCCAUUUUCCAUACACAGUUACAGCUGCUAAGGGAUCUACUGUUAAGAUGGAGUGCUUUGCACUUGGCAACCCAGUUCCAACAAUCUCAUGGAGGAAAGUGAAUGGCCCCAAUCCAAGCAAAGCCCGCCUGCGGAAGUCCCAAGCAGUUCUUGAAAUUCCAAAUGUGCAGCUGGAAGAUGCAGGGACAUAUGAAUGUAAGGCCGAAAACUCAAGGGGAAGGAAUGUCUUCAGAGGACAGCUGCAAGUAUACACAUACCCACAUUGGGUGGAGAGACUUAAUGAUACCCAGUUAGACAGUGGGGAUCAGCUCCGAUGGGAAUGCAAAGCUACUGGAAAGCCAAGACCCACCUAUCGUUGGCUGAAAAACGGAACACCUCUCUGGGCAGAGAGCAGGAUUGAGAUGGUUAAUGGUGUACUGCUGAUCCACAGUGUCAAUCAGUCUGAUGCUGGAAUGUACCAGUGCGUAGCCGAAAACAAGCACGGAGCCAUUUACACCAGCGCCGAGUUGAGGAUUUUGGCUUUGGCUCCAACUUUCCCCCCAAGCCAACUGAAGAAAACAAUCAUUAUAACCAGGGGCCAAGAAGUUGCCGUCGAGUGCAAACCACAAGCCUCCCCCAAACCCGCCAUCUCAUGGAAGAAAGGAGACAAAGCAGUGAGAGAGAAUAAAAGGAUAACUGUUCUUCCAGAUGGGAGCCUCAGAAUCCUGAAUUCCACCAAAUCCGACGAGGGAAGAUAUGUAUGCCGAGGCGAAAAUGUAUUUGGUUCUGCAGAAAUAGUUGCUUCGGUCUUUGUUAAAGAGCCUACCAAGAUAGACCUGUCUCCUAAAAGGACCGAGCUGACAGUGGGAGAGAGCAUUGUCCUCAGCUGCAAAGCCAUUCAUGACCCCACCUUAGAUGUCAUGUUCCACUGGAUUCUGAAUGGGCAGCCUAUCGAUUUUGAGAAAGAAGGAGGACACUUUGAAAGCAUCAGGGCGCAAGCAUCCUCUGCAGAUUUAAUGAUCAGGAACAUUCUUCUGAUGCAUGCUGGGAGAUAUGGCUGCAGGGUACAGACCACAGCAGACAGUAUAUCAGAUGAGGCAGAACUUCUUGUGAGGGGUCCACCUGGGCCUCCAGGGAUUGUGAUUGUUGAGGAGAUCACGGAGACCACGGCAACACUUUCAUGGACUCCAGGGGCAGACAACCACAGUCCUAUCACAUCCUACAAUCUUCAAGCACGGAGUCCAUUUUCACUUGGUUGGCAGACAGUGAAAACAGUUCCAGAAAACAUCAGCGGUGACAUGGAGUCUGCCAUGGCUGUCGAGCUGAACCCGUGGGUGGAAUAUGAAUUUAGAGUUGUCGCAACCAACAAAAUUGGGACUGGAGAUCCAAGCGCGCCCUCUCGAGUGAUCCGGACCAAGGAAGCAGUUCCAAAGACAGCUCCUGCUAAUGUAAGUGGCAGAAGUGGAAGAAGGCAUGAAUUAGUAAUAGCAUGGGAGCCAGUUUCUGAAGAGUUCCAGAAUGGAGAAAGUUUUGGGUACAUAGUAGCCUUCCGGCCCAACGGGACAAGAGGCUGGAAGGAAAAAAUGGUAACCUCUUCCGAUGCUUCCAAGUUCAUCUACAGAGACGAGAGUGUGCCUCCCCUGACUCCAUUCGAAGUGAAAGUUGGAGCUUACAACAACAAAGGAGAUGGACCAUUCAGUCCUAUCGUAGUUAUUUGUUCUGCAGAGGGAGAACCCAGCGCUGCUCCAACUGAUGUCCAGGCUACAGGAUUGUCUGUUUCAGAGAUUCUCGUUGCAUGGAGACAUAGCAAAGAAAGCCUAGGAAGACCUCAGGGAUUUGAGGUUGGUUACUGGAAAGAUAUGGAACAAGAGGAAGCGGCUGAAAAGACCAGGACAGAAGGAAAUGAGUCGUCCAUCAUUCUGACAGGGCUUGAAGGCAACACAUUAUACCAUCUGAGAGUGAAGGCGUACAACUCAGCGGGGUAUGGACCACCCAGCAGUGCCGUCCGUGCCACCACCAAGAAAUCUCCUCCUAGCCAAGCACCAAGCAACAUUAUGUGGAUACAAGAUGGCUCCCACGUUUCCUUGGGAUGGGAACCUGUUAAACCUUUAGCAAAUGAAUCAGAUGUCAUGGGAUACAAGGUCUUGUUUAGGCAAGAAGGUGACAGCAACAGUCAAGUCAUUGAAACACAGAAAACAUCUGCAGUGGUGCUUCUCCCUGAUGUCGGGGUGUAUAUCAUAGAGGUCCGGGCAGUCAGUGAAGGAGGGGAUGGGAUGCCGAGCUCCCAAAUCAGGGUACCAUCUUUUUCAGGUGGAAAAGUCACAAGUUCUCAGUCAAGUCUACGUGCUUUCUCUACUUCGUCAUCGACUGUAACGUUCCUUUUGGUACUAAUGGUCCCGUCAACCUCGUGGUGAAGACAGACUGUGGACCUUUUCCUCAUUCAUCGUUCUGAUUGCUUUAGCCUGAUAACAUCACUGGAUGGAGUUCUGUAUCCAUGGAGGAAGCAGAAGACAAAGAGUCCAAUGGUGAAAGACACGAGAAACACAUAUGGUGCACCAGGAAGAGUGUUGUGGGUGACAAAUAAUGCUAAAACAAUUCAUCAGGUUUCUUCUCUUCAGUUUCUUGUAAAUGUCCUCUAGGGGGGAGGGGAUAUUUAUUGCCCAACAGAGAAAAUAUGCAGAUUGUACGAAAUGAACUUUUGUAAGCAAAUGAAAAAAAAAACCUGUCCAAUGUUA